AUGUUUCGCCUGCAUGAAGAGGACGGACCACGCGUAGUCUAUGAUGAUUUCCUCUACAAGGACUACAAGCCGAGAAAACGCCUGAGUCAACUCUUCCAUUGUUUUCUACCGAAUCUGAAGAGACACAGUCGUCGGACUCCGAUAGUGGUUAGCAAUAGCCUGCACAACUGCCUGCCAGAUCUGGACCAAGCCAUGCCUUCGAAAAUUAGCGAUGAGGGAUCCAGGGCCACGUGGCUCACCUUGAUCACAAAAGCAUCCUCAAGUUGUGGACUUUCGAUAAUUGAACCACUGCCCUAA
Messenger RNA from Dibothriocephalus latus, 297 nucleotides. NCBI's taxonomy places the organism in Eukaryota, Metazoa, Platyhelminthes, Cestoda, Diphyllobothriidea, Diphyllobothriidae. The record is from the annotation of a GenBank genome assembly.